Molecule: messenger RNA, 4542 nt
Organism: Pocillopora meandrina
Lineage: Eukaryota; Metazoa; Cnidaria; Anthozoa; Scleractinia; Pocilloporidae
Source: the annotation of a GenBank genome assembly
AUGACGUAUGAAUGCGGUUUCGUUAAUCGUAUCAAAUACCAAGUGGAAGACCGGCAAGUUAACAGUGAAUAUGAAAUGAUCGCACUUCUGAGGCAAAACAAAGUCCACGUUGCAGCUCCUAUAUUUGAGUCAAAAGGGGACAGACACUACAGCGAGUUCCCCUUUUUCAAAGUUGUUGAUUAUCCAGGAACAGACUACAUUACCACUGAAGAAGGGAACAACAAGAUCAGCUAUGUUUUGGAUGCCGUUCUGAAGUCUUGGCCACUGCUAGCUGUCACUCUGGUCCUGACAGCCAUUUCAGGAGUUGUUAUGUGGGCUUUGGUAAGUUUUGAGUUUGUGUUACCAAACAGUCUUUAGCGCCUAAAGGGCAUUUUCUAACUAUAUGCACUACUAACUGUUAAAUAAAUUUAAACCUUUGCAAAAUGAUUUACGUGAUCUUUCAACAUCAACAACCCAUUUUAUCUGAGAAAGAUGGGAAACAAUUAUUACGAUCAAAGGACAAAAAUGCAUCAACCACAGACUGUCUGACUUAGCUACAGGGAACUCCUCGGGGAGCUAGACCACCUGCGCUGUUCAUUACUAUAAACAUUAAUAACUAUAACUAAUCCCAUGAUAGCUAUAAAGUGUGACAAGCGUUCUUCGUAUAAUUAAGAAUUAAAAUGCUGCACUAAGAAAAACAUGGUCGAAAGUGUGGAGUGUCGAGUAAGCAUUUGAGCUUGGAUUAUUUGAUCGUAAGACCACUAUUUUGUGUCCUUAAGAGACGGUUAGGAAGUGUCACGGCAAAAAAAAUAUAUUUUGAAAUCAUUCACUUCCUGCCUCGUUAUCAACAACAGUGACCGACACAUCUUUCAGAGGAGAGGCAGCCGUUUGUAUUGGGGAUACACAUUGACAAAUGUGGUCGUAUUUAUUUAUUCAUUAAUAAUAUAACAUGUAUCUUUUAGUUUAUUCAUGAAUGUUUCUUCACUUUUUUCAGGACACGUACUGGAACAGUGAAGAAUUUCCACGUUCAUUCAUCAAAGGCUCAUGGGACGGAUUUUGGUGGUCUUUUAUUUCGAUGACCACAGUAGGGUAAAUCUCUUUAGUUACCUAACUAGCCAUGCGAAAAAUAUUGUCAAAAACCGAAUGAAUUUUUAUGAUUUAAUUUAAAUUUGUGGACACGACAAAUUGUAAUUCGACCCCAAAACAGUGGACCAUAGAAGCCUCCCUCGUUGAUGUCCAAUGUUUAUUUCGAGCCGAUUCAGCAUAGUCCAGCCAUCUAAUUUUGGAUGUUCUCUCAUGAUCAGUGUGCAAGCAGAUUUAAGGUGAUAAUGAUCUAUUUCGUCUCAGGUAUGGUGACAAAUCUCCCAAAUCUCUUCCUGCACGGAUAUUCUCCAUUGUUUGGAUUCUCGUGGGCCUGAUUGUUAUGGCAAUCUUUACAGCGAACGUCACUUCAGCCCUAACGGCUCUUUCCCUGGAAACCGAACCAAGUAGCUUUGCUAAUAAGAAAGUGAGGCUAAUAGAUUGCUAAACGAUGAAAGAAAAAAAACGUGGCAUAUUAUGGAUGAAUCAGCGAUACAAAAGGCUGGCGCUGUGCAAAGUACACCAUGCAUUCCCGAGCAGAUUGCAGAUCACCAAAAAAGUGUCAUCACAUGUGAAGACACGUCUAACGAUGUUUUGAGUUUCCUCUUCCUUUUCUUGUUCUUGGGUAAUUCUCAACCCUGUUCUGUUCUUGCUCUUAUUCCUCUUAUUCUUCUCCUGCGUCCUCUUUAAAAACGUUCCAAAAAGUUAUCAUUAUAAUUAUGCAACUGUGUUGUAGAAAACUAUACUAUGUCUGAUAAAAAGAAAAAAAACUUUUCAUUAGGUUGCAGUUAUAGGAAAUGGGACAGAGUACCAACAUGCACUACAGGAGGGGGCUGAACCAAUAGGUAUAUAUGUACAAUCCUAUAAGCACUGGGUGCUAUUAGUGGUUCUAAAACCAGAGUGUAAACAAAACCAAUUGUAUAAACAACCCGUUACAAAGCAUGGCCCAUCAACCACGGACAUGACAAGGGUUUCAUGUCUUGGAUACUUCGAUGGAGUAUGCACCGUCAUAUUCAAUCAAUCCAUUUGCUACAAUUAAUUGCCUAAUUUAGGAAUUAGAGUCUACUGAUCUUCCUUGUAAGCCGUUAGCCUUAAGAACGACGUCUGAACAAUCUAUGCAAAGGUCAUCAGCUAAAGCCUUUUACGUCAGUUGGGUGUAAUAAACCGACUGGUACGUUAGGUCGUUCUGCCCAGACUCUCCAGUGUACAACGGUCGGCAGUAUGGCUGUUGUGUUAAUAAUUUUAUAUUUUUUCAUACUGUAUCUAGUGCGCAACAGUAUCGAAGACGCUAUUAAAGAUGUGCAGUCCAAGAAAGUCGAUGGAUUAUUCAUAGAUCACUACGCAAACACCUUUUACCACUCAAGAGAAAAACUGAAAACGCUUCUCACCGUCAAGAAAUUGGAACUUCAAAGAGAUGUCGGCGUUCUCUUUUCAAAGGACAGAAAAUACCUGGCAGAUUGCUUAAAUUAUCAGCGUUCCACCAUUUUGAGGUCGGCUCAAACCAUCACUGCAACAUAUAAGGUACAGCUUUAAGUUGGGAGAAUUAUUUGAACAGCGAGCUCCGAUCUCUGCUUUAUCAGCUAUUGUGCGUGAAACAUGAAAAACAUUUAACAGGGUCAGCAACUUCUGUUACCCAGGUCACUGGAUAAAAAAGUAACCAAUUAGAAUGCAAGAGAGCAGAAAUUAGUUCCUUAUUACCUCUUUCUUGUCAUCGCUUGCCUUAGUCCCAUGAAAUGAUUGGCACGACUUGAGUCAUGAUUAAUUGAUCUAUUUAUAAGAUAAUCAUGAAUGCUUUCUUUUUUGACAGUCCACCAAAAGUAAUCCAGCCAAGCAAUUCAGUUUGUUUGACGAUUCUUCCAGCUUUGUUAAAAUACUCCUGUACAUUUUGCUUGGAGUAUUGGCGGGAAUGCUUUGUAUUGGAGUAAUAUGGGACUUACUUAUCAGGAAGAAGUCUGGCAAGCAGCAAAAUUCCACGAUAGAGUGGCGUAAGCUUGUUUUCUUUUGAAGGUGUCCAUUUGUUCAUCGUGUUGUGAAUAGUAUCGUCUGCCUGUAAUUCAUUCAUCUAUCCAUUUAUCCAUCGGUCUUUUCAUUUCACUUAAGUUCCUGAAUAUAUCCAUUCAACCCCAUAUCAAUCAUUACGGAUUAAGUGAUUUACUCAUUUAUACAAUUAUUUACUUUUUCUACCAGCCAUCACUUCAUCAAUCUACUCAUUCAUCCUUCUGUCCAUCCAUCCAUCCAUCCAUCCAUCCAUCCAUUUAAUUCAUUCGCUUCAUCCGCAAAUUUAUCUUCUUUUUUUCAUUAUUGCAUGUUUUUUUUUCUAUUUAACAUUGUCGUCAGUUUGAUUUCAACGGCGGGCCUUAUCCAUUGAUGUGGUUAAGUGGCAUUAUGAAAUAAUCAAUUUCAUUCAAUUAACAGAAGCUGAAAACAAAGGGAUGGUGUUAACUGAGAGAGAAAGUAUUCUCAACGACUUUGAAGCAGCCAAAAGACUUCUUAAACAAAUGCAAGAUCACUUUACAAUACUGGAAUCAAAGGUUUCAAAACUUCGGGGUAGCCAGUAAACGGUGCGUUCAGUGGAUUUUGCAAGUUAUAAACCAUACAACACGUGUACAGGUUAAAAAAAAUCUUGAUUGCAUAUCUAUGUAUGUACUGAUUUCACUCCAAAGGCAGGCAAUAUUCAACAUCUAUGUAAGAGGACAAGGCUAGAACAGCAUCAUCUACUUAUCUAUCACAACUUGAUGGAAAUUUCUGAAAAGAAGUGUGCUUGUAUGUUAAAGCAAUCGUACUGGAAAAUAGCGUCCGUGUAUGAUUUCGUCAUGCGUAAACUGAAUUUUUUCUUCUCCAGCUUCUAUCUUAAUUUUGUUUAAUUACUCCUUAUUAUAUCUGCCAAUCUGCAUCUUGACAUUUUGGCUUGGGGUAAAGUUAUCUAUUCUUACGUAAACUUACAGGUAGCUUAUUACUUCCACUGUACUUACGAACUUAACGAAUGCAGAUCAUCGAUCUCUUUGAAGUUUUCAAAUUCUUGUAUUAGCCCAAAACUUAGCCUUUUUUUCUAUAAGGUUUUCAGCCCCUUUUUGCAGAUUAAAAAACUUUACUUAGCAAAUUAUUUCAUCAUUGUCUCUCAUAAUCAGUUCAAUAGAUAACAACAAAAGUCUGUUAAGUUCUUACUUAGUUAAAAUGCAUUGUAUUUUGUCGUUUGAGUAGUUCAAUAGCUCAGGAAGUCCAGCUGCGUGCAUCCAGCGGCAGGAGCGAGACUACCAUAAGGCCUUGCGAACAGUAAACGGUUGAUUAUUUUAACUGGAGGCCAAUUCGACCGCAGAGGUGACUUAGCGAGAUUAAAAACACACUAGGCUACUAUCCGUUGAUGGCGAGGGUGGCCUGCACGCAAGCAACCGCGUUUAUCUAUUACUCCUUGCACAAUAGAAUGGAAAAUACGUAAAAUACGAAUGUAUUUAUGUACACAUAACACUUAGUGAAAGAAGAAAG